Cantharellus anzutake is the source of this 2156-nucleotide messenger RNA. RefSeq lists its product as uncharacterized. Lineage: Eukaryota; Fungi; Basidiomycota; Agaricomycetes; Cantharellales; Hydnaceae. Gene Ontology annotation, cellular component: RSC-type complex. Bases 243 to 1946 code for a protein of 567 amino acids. Gene Ontology annotation, biological process: chromatin remodeling. The transcript has 8 exons. Gene Ontology annotation, molecular function: protein binding; chromatin binding. The record is from RefSeq and is a predicted model, not a curated record.
GUCGUAACGCCUACCUUGUCGCAUGCCGAGAUUCCAAGGGUCAACUCUAGUGCCCCCAAUCCGGUUGUUCCUCCUCGUGCAUCCGGUGCCAGCUCUUCUAGGGAUGACACGGUGAUUGAAAAUGUGAACAUCGAGAUGAGGAAGACAGUGACACUACUUCGGAGGGGCUUGUUCGCCGAAUAGAAGCAAGACUCGGGAACUGGCCUGGGCCAAGCACGAGUGGAGGAGUUGAUAAUGGAUGGAUGGCUCCAGUAAAAGGGGAUCCACAUACCAAAUAUGUCGAGAUAAUCCUUCUGCUGAAAAAUUACCGAGAAGCGACAUCCGGUGAUCGGCCAGCGGAUUCCCUCGAACGAUUAGCUGAGUCAACAAAUAUCCCUCAUUUGUAUCACAAGGAUCCCAUAUCGUUCAUUUUGAUUGAGGAUCGAGCGCUUGGGGGGCACUACACUACGGCCCAAGCAUUUGAUCAAGACCUAUAUCGCCUGUUCGAGAAGGGCCGACGAGUGUAUUAUAAGGUUGAUGAGGAUAAUUACGGGCGCGUCCUUCUAUUACAGAGGAUGUACCAUCAUCUCACGUCUUCAAUAGCAUCUCGGGUUCCCGCCAUGACUCGUGCCGCAUACAAUUUUUCCUCAACAGACUCCGGGCCUGGUCGGAAGAAGGGAAAAUCCAAAGCCCACCCCUUCAUCCAAGACGAGGAUCCCAUCGAGCGCGUGACGCACAAGGGACAAACAUAUCAGUGUGGUGACUACGUACACCUCAUGAAUCCCGAUGAUGCAAGAAAGCCUAUCGUUGGCCAAAUCUUCCGCACCUACUCGCUGAAAAGAGACCCCAACAGACAAUAUGUACAUGUUCGCUGGUAUCUUCGGCCGGAGCAGACUAUUCACCCUAGGGAUCGUAGAUUUUACGAAAGCGAGGUGUUUGCAACUGACUUCUUUAGUGAACACUCAGCCGAAGAUAUAAUAGAAAAAAUUGGCCUUCAGUUUCAUGAAAGAUAUGUCCGUGGACGGCCGCUCCGACCUUCCUGGUAUCCCGGAUGGCCUUUAUACGUAUGCGAAUCAUGGUAUAAUGAACAAGAGCGAUCCUUCUCCAAGAUUGAAGACUGGGUAAAGUGCAUACCACAGAAGGUGCAAGAGGCCGCGAAGGAUCGCAACUCUAUCAUGCCUAUUCUUCCAUAUGAUAGCAUUUUGCUUGACUCCACUGUCCAUCCGGAGAACGUUCUUAGUCCGUUCGUUAUCGGUGCAGGAAAGGGUUUGAGCAGGACGGGCAUUGGUCCAGGGGCGCUCUCAAAUGGGCUCCCUCCCCUUCUCACUACUGGGCUGGGAAAAGAAGACCCUGAAGUAGAUCACGGUAACAAAACAGCGGGACCUACUGAGGUCAUCGUCAGAUAUAUUCCCAGGACUCGAGGGGUUUCCAGCAAGCAAGCAACCCAUCAUCAUCACAAACGUAAGAUAGAUGAUCGGUCUGUCAUUGCAGCUGGUGGUGGUGCUGCCUAUCUCAAAGAUGCGAAGAUUGUUGCACUUCCCAAAGAGACUGUGGAGAAGUUUGAUCGUGAUCCAAAAACUGGGAACCUUCUUUGGUUCUCCGGUGCUCCCAUUGUGGCUCCGGACCCUUCGGCAUAUAGACCGAGAUAUAGCCUGGAAUACCUUGCUUUCCUUGCCCGGAAACGCAAGCAAAACGAACAAAACGAGAUAACCACGGAUGACCAUCUCUCGAAGCGUGCCAAGGCGUCUGAGGAUUAUAUGCCGACAAGUCAACUACUGAACAAAUUGAUUGUAUCCUCCGAUGGUUCUUUCUCGUAUGACCCACCUCCAGAUGAGGGGCCUUCUUCGGAAGCGACCCUGAGCCUAGAGAGAUCUACGGAAUCAUUGGUACGUUCAUUACAAGGUAAGCAACAACGAUGUUUACCAUUCUGCUGGACCUCUGAGCUCUCGUAUGCCCGCAGAUUUUAGCCAUCACAUUUCCUCCUGAACCAACCACCCUUUGUACUUACAUAAUUAUCACUUCGUGUAUUCUUGCGGACUCCAUUCACAUACGAGUUGUGCCGCAUAUCGGUCAUUUCAAUGAAAUUGAAUAGUUCUACCCGAGUUGAUGGGAAAUUGCUCAUUUAACCCGCCCUGGCCCGUGAACAUCUUUCCUGGAAGGAUACCUCUGUUCCCUCG